Molecule: messenger RNA, 5273 nt
Organism: Ostrea edulis (European flat oyster)
Lineage: Eukaryota; Metazoa; Mollusca; Bivalvia; Ostreida; Ostreidae
Product: SNF-related serine/threonine-protein kinase-like
Exons: 8
Coding region: 140-3103 (987 amino acids)
Biological process (GO): protein phosphorylation; microtubule cytoskeleton organization; intracellular signal transduction
Cellular component (GO): cytoplasm
Molecular function (GO): ATP binding; protein serine/threonine kinase activity; tau-protein kinase activity
Source: RefSeq, a predicted model, not a curated record
GUAUUGCGCAGGAACAUAUGCGCGUUUGAAGCUACCGAAAAUGGAGUAUGUAUUGACAUGAACGAUGUUGGUAACAUAACAAUUAGUGCUUUGGAGAAUUUACAAUGAAGAUCGAGGAAAUCUGUUUGAUGUAUCGCAAAUGAGUAUCAAGAUGUCCAAUUUAAAUAGGUUCCCAAGGAGAUCGCGUGGGGAUUUUGAAAUUGCAGGUUUAUACGACCUCGAAGAGACGAUUGGCAAGGGACACUUUGCAGUUGUGAAGUUAGCCCGGCAUGUGUUUACAAACGAGAAGGUUGCUGUAAAAGUUAUAGACAAAACGAAGCUAGAUGAUAUUUCAAAAUCACAUUUAUUUCAGGAAGUGCGAUGUAUGAAACUAGUCCAACAUCCAAAUGUUGUGAGAUUAUAUGAGGUGAUAGACACCCAAACAAAGCUGUAUCUCAUUCUUGAGUUAGGAGAUGGGGGUGAUAUGUAUGAUUACAUUAUGAAGCAUGACAAAGGUUUACCUGAAGACGUGGCUAGACGAUAUUUUAGACAAAUUGUAGAAGCAAUUUCAUAUUGUCAUAAACUUCAUGUGGUUCAUCGAGAUUUGAAACCUGAAAAUGUAGUGUUCUUUGAAAAACUAGGGAUUGUGAAAUUAACUGACUUUGGUUUUAGCAACAUGUUUAAUCCAGGAAAAAAAUUAGAGACAUCUUGUGGUUCACUAGCUUAUUCUGCGCCUGAGAUUCUUCUUGGUGACUCUUACGAUGCACCUGCUGUAGAUGUGUGGAGUUUGGGAGUAAUCCUCUUCAUGUUAGUCUGCGGGGAACCCCCAUUUCAGGAGGCAAAUGACAGCGAGACAUUGACGAUGAUCAUGGACUGUAAAUACUUGGUUCCUGAGCACAUAUCCAGUGUAUGCAAAGAUCUGAUUACCAAUAUGCUACAGAGAGAGCCUGUCCAUCGUGCCAAACUGGAGGACAUUCUUAGGCAUCAGUGGUUGUGUACUGGGGAUUACAUGGCCCCCACAGUCCCCCUUAUCUCAAGGGAGCAUCUGUCAGAGGAGGACCACAAUUACCUCAUAGAAAAAAUGGUGGAAGGCAACAUAGCCACCAAGGAUGAAAUUCUGAUAUCUUUGGACAAAGACUUAUAUGAUCACAUCACAGCCACCUACUACCUGUUGGCUGAGCGUAAACUAAAGCGGUACCACCAGGAGAUGGCCCUGGCUCAGAUCCGCAAGCAUUCAGCGCCACCUGACCACAGUCCCGCACAUAGCAUGAAGCCCACCCUGGAGCUUUCCCUUUCUCCUCGUGUCACAGCCCCAUUUAGCAAUACUGAGGUGAAGAAGACCAGAACCGCCCCCUUGUUUAAUCAAACUGCACUUGAUAUUCCGGUUAGCCCUCCUCCAAUUGAAUCCAGGCAUGACUUUAUGAAAAGUUUGACCACCAGUAUGACUCUAGAUCGUAGGGCCUUGAGAUCAAAUAUUAAGACAGACAGAUCUGGAAGUCUAACUGGCACAGAAUCAAAUGCAGGUCUCCAGCUUGAUGCCCAGAGAUCCGGUAGUAUGAGUCCACAAACUGGAAUUCGCCGGUUCUUGCCAUCCUUAGGAACUAUCCCAGACACAGUACUGACAGGUUCUCGGAGUUCAACUGACCUAGAUAAAAUUAGCCAGAGUAAUGGCAAGAAAAAGGGAUUUGCCCCCAUUUCAAAAAUUCAAGUCCUCAAGUCCUUCUUUGAGAGAAAGGUUGCUCAACUGUCUGGCAAACCAACCACUCCAGAUAGGUUUACAGGAUUAUUCAGACCCCUCAAAUCUUCCAAGGAGAAACUUGCCAAACCAAGAGUGGUACCAACCAUAAAUAUCUUCGAUACUGACGCACCCGACCCAAAUGUCAGACAAGGCAAAACAAAGCAAAGAAAGACAAAAAAUUCUAAGACGAAAGCUGAUUGUGUUCAGUCUAAAGAUACAAAGGAGGAGCAGCUUCGCCGUCCAAAAACAAGCAUUGUCCAGUCUCUGGUCUCCCCACCAGGGACACAUCCUACACCCUCCACGACCCCCGACUCUCACUCCAGAGGUAUGCGGAAGUGCAGUCUUAUCCAGGAGGAGUCGUUUGAUGAUGACGAUGAGGAGGAGUUCAUGGAUGUGGACCAUGGUGAGCUAAGACCAGCAAAGUCUGUAGAGAGUUUGGACGAUGGAAUGACGUGGAAAGGCUCGGGGCAAAGCCUGCCAUCGUUUGAUCCACUGCAUAUGAAGAGGCCUUUGAUGUCUGUGGCAAGUUCGCCGCAACUACUGAAUCAGAUUUGUGAGGAAAAUGAAACAGAUGUGGAAGAGGAGGAUGAUUUUGUGCCAAAUAAAUUGCACUCUCCAAAGUUGAGACUCAGUAGAGCAAGCUGUGCUUCUCCAGAAGUAUUGAGAAAGUAUGAACAAAGAAAAAAGAGAUCAGGAUCAAAGGUCACAAGCUGUAGUAGCUCCGAUGCGAGUGAUACCGAUGACACAGAGAAACGCUCACGGAAGGACAAACUGAAGCCAAAAUUCAUGCACAGGAGAGACAGUAGUGAUCAUUCUAGCGAUACAGAUGGGGGUCCAUCGGGGCCUCCCACAGGGGGCUUGGGUGGGGGCAGGGCAAAUGCAGGGGGAGGGGGCAAAGAGAGGGGAAAUAAGGAUAGAAAGGGUGGUGGUGGUGGGGGCAGUAAGGGUCACAAGGAGGGAAAGUCAGGGGGUGGGGGUGGAAAACAACAUACUCAUUCAUGUAGGUCAAGAAGUGGUGAAGCUAGCAUAUCUUCUGCCAUAUCUAAUCUAAGCAUGUCGAGCAUUAACAGUAAAAAUAGUCUCAAGUAUAUUGUAGAAGGUGAUGAGAGUAAUGACAGUGAUGUUGAAGACAAUGACAUGAAGACUGAUGAUAAGGAAGAAGUGAGAGAUAGAGGUUACAGUGAUAAGGUGUGUGACAAAGAAAACAAGAUCUAUGAAGAGGUUAUCUCGCUAUGCUCUUCGGAUUAUGGUGGAAAUCAUGAAAGGAAAGUCUAUGGAAAUAGACUAAAAAUAAAGGUGGACAUUAACAGGAACAGCUUCUGUAAAGUUCAAGACUCAAAUCUUCAUCCAAUCAAAAUACAGACCAAAUGUUGCUCUCUUGUAUGAUGAGGAAUUGGUUUAGUCUAUUGAUAUCUUUUUUUUUUUUUUUUUUUUUUUUUAUACAUUUUAUUUGGCACAAAAAUGUGUCAAAACUUUCUAAGUCUCGUAUAUGUACAAGUUGAUAUGACUAAAUCUGAUUGUAUUCUGAAGAUUUAACCAUCUCAUUUGUAAAAACUAUGAUUAAAAUAUCUGAUGUAUGUGAGAUGCGGGUAUCUUUUUAAAUUUUUUUAUCAUUAUUAUCUGCCCAUUAUUUUCAUUAUUUUUAUUUCUAAACCUAACAUAAUUGUAAUGUAGGGGACACGAUCCCAUGCAGACAUGCACAUUGAAUUAAAAAGAAAAAAUAUUUCCCAAACAAGGGUUUUUGAAGUAUGGAUUUGCAAAUGCAAGUCUAACUCCCCUAGUUCUGAAAACACAUAUAACAUUAUGCCUUUUAAAGCAGUAUACGUGUAUUAAAAUGUUGUAUUUUCUCCAGUUUUCUUUCAUAUUAAUCUUUCCAAAUUCUAUAGAUCCUGGAAUGUUACCUUAAUCAUGAGAGAGGAAGAAAAAAACAACUUAGUGAUAAUUCUGAUGUCCAAUUCACUUGUGUAGUUUUGAGAAGUUGUAUCUUACUCUUCAACAAAGAUUUUUGUUGUUUGACAGAUUUUAUGAAGUUUACCUUUUUUUUUUCAAUUGGCCUAUAUAUCUUGUGUUGGUUUGUUUUGUGGAUUAUAUCUUUGUAUCAUUCAAAUGGCAAUACAUGUCAAUGGUUGUUUAAAGGGAAUGAUCUUAGAUGCUAUCAUUGUGCACAUUUUCAAUGACAAAGGAUAAAAAAAAAAAUAUCUACAUGCAUGUUUGGUGUUUAUGUGUAGAGUCAUAUAGCGUGUAUUUAACUUUAGUUUUUUAAAAGUUAAAUCAAUGAGGAAGUAUGAAAACAUUUAUCAGAAGAAGGAAAUUCAAAAGUCAUUCAAAGCUUGAAAAACAGAAAAGAUACUCAUUGUAUAUUAAGGUAGAAAUUGUUUUCCAUGUGUAGGUGAAGUGAACUUAUUGCUUUACAAGAUAAUAAUGUUGAUUGUUAAUUUACUGUAUAUAUUGUAGAAAAUAUAGCUGUUUCAGAGAGGUAUGAGUGUUAUCAAGGAGCUGGUCUUCUUGAUGUACAAUAGGACAAGUUUAUCUUGAGUAGAGACAUGUAGGAAAGUAGUCAUAUACACAAACAGAUAAUUCGUUCAUUGAAUUUUAAUGCAAGUUUUACCUGUCCCUGUCCGACUGUUGUGGAGAGAUGUGUGCAGAAAUAUUCAUUCCUUUUUCUUUUCUUUCCUUUAUAUAAAUAUAUUUUGAUUUGAAAUAUAUGCUUUAAAUUUUUAAAAGCUGUGAAGUUUUUUUCCCUUCUUUUAGCUUCCAUGACUAUUGAUCAACUUCCCAGCUCAUUUACCAAUUUCUGUGAUGUCCAGUGAUUGGUAAUUUUUUUUAUGAGAGUAGAGUUAUCUUUCUUUUCACAGAUAGACCGACUUUAUUUGAGGGGGUUGGGUUAUUUAUAGUGACAAUCAUUGUAAAUAUACACCCAUGUGAUAUACAUUCAGUUGUCCAUAUCUCAUUUUAGGUACAUUGGAACAAAUAUGUAAUGACAAUAAACAUAUUUUAACUGAAAUGCAAAAUGGUUAAAUGAAUCAGAACUUCACUAUGAGAAGGGUUGUGUUAAGAUGCAAGCAUAAACAGAUAAAGCACAUAGAACAAUCAUACGGCUUUAUUGUCUUUUGCUUAUUUUUUGUUUUAAUUUGUUCUCUUUAUGUUUUUAUUCUUAUUAUAACACUUUUGUUAGGAAAACAGAUAAAAAUGUCAUCAUUGAUACAGUAUCAUACUUAAAAAGCUGUUUGGUGGAAUUGUUGUCAAAAUUCCUGAAAUCCUAUGUAAUUGUAAAAUGAUUUGAGUCAUUUCACUAAGAUGGAAUACAGAAAUCUAAAUGGUUUAGUAUUGCUUGUUUAUACCUAAAGAUUUAGAAAUAUUUCUCAUAUCAAUAUUUGCAAAAUUUGUAUCGGCCUUGUUGUGAAUAAUAGAUAGUUUACUGUAUAUCAUUGUCAACAUAGUUAAUUUGUUUGUUAUUUAUUGCAGCUGUUAAAUGUGUGAAAGCGCUCUUGAGUGUUGAAAAAGUGCUUUGUUGAAUUUGUGAGAUGUGGAAAUAGAAACAUGUAAAACUUACAAA